This is a messenger RNA of Gigantopelta aegis, 969 nucleotides long. Its product is annotated as alpha-1,6-mannosyl-glycoprotein 2-beta-N-acetylglucosaminyltransferase-like. Bases 1 to 969 code for a protein of 322 amino acids. Lineage: Eukaryota; Metazoa; Mollusca; Gastropoda; Neomphalida; Peltospiridae. Gene Ontology annotation, cellular component: Golgi membrane; Golgi stack. The record is from RefSeq and is a predicted model, not a curated record. Gene Ontology annotation, molecular function: alpha-1,6-mannosylglycoprotein 2-beta-N-acetylglucosaminyltransferase activity. Gene Ontology annotation, biological process: oligosaccharide biosynthetic process; protein N-linked glycosylation. The transcript has a single exon.
AUGAGGUACAUUAACGAAACGUUAGUAAUAUUCAGUCAUGACUUCUACUGCCAGGACGUUUUUGAUGUCAUAGGCAAGAUAGAUUUCUGUCCCUAUAUGCAGAUAUUUUAUCCGUAUGCAAUUCAGGUGUAUAACAGCCAGUUUCCAGGGGAUGAUCCCAAAGACUGUCCGAGGAAUUUGGAGAAGGAAGAAGCCCGGAGACGGAAAUGUAACAACGCCGAGUACCAAGAUCCUUACAGACAUUACCGAGAAGCUCAGGAAGCACAGGUGAAACACCACUGGUUGUGGAAAGUGCAGUUUAUUUUCGAAAACUGUUCCUUAUUACGGAAUUUCGAAGGUAUACUAUUUCUAGUAGAAGACGAUUUCUAUUUGGCAGAGGACACACUAUACUAUUUGAAAAAACUGGAACGACAGGGUCGAAUUCACUGUCCAGAGUGUAAAAUGUAUAUCAUGGGACAGACAACUGAUUAUUCACAAGACGAAUAUCAGUCGGGCGCAGCGAAGAAAGAUUAUUGGUGGGUAGGAAACGGAUUGGGAAUGGCCUUGCGGAAAUAUUUCUGGAAACUCUUCAAAUACUGUAAAAAAUCGUUCUGUUUUUUUGACGACUGUAACUGGGACUCGACGCUAAUGGUUGUGACAGCCACGUGCAUCCCAGGUGGUCUGAAAAUAUUAAAACCUCUAGGAAGUAGAGUCUUCCAUUUAGGAAGCUGUGAGGGUUUUCAUCGGCAUAAAGCUUGGAAAACGACUGAUGUUUUGAAUAAGGUGUUAAGAACCUUAAAUCACAACAGGAACUAUUUAUUUCCAGAACACGUAUUUGUUGCUUCUGAUUUUCCUGUUCUCGUGAAGCGGACAACUCCAUAUGGAGGGUGGACCGAUAUUAGGGAUCAUGAAAUGUGUCUCAGGAUUUUUAAUAACCAGUCUUUGUCGACUGCAGAUUUGAGGAAAAUACACCAAAACCUAUUUACUUGA